UUGUGGGGGUGGGGGUGGGAUCGGGGGCAGGAGUGAGAUCCCACGUUGAAUCUUUCUUAAGUGCAUGAGGAGAGGGGGAGAGAGAGAAGGCGAGGGGGCACAUUUGCUGGUGCUGCUGGGUUGGGAACUCCGCUUAAGCACGUGGCAGGCUUUUGCAGAGAGGAGCCCGUAAAGAGUCGACUUGACCCUGCAGCGCCUGCUAGAAAGUUUAAGUUUCUGCUUCUUCGGUUCUUUGCAGUGCCCCGACGUUGCCGCGCUCCCCCCCCCCUCCUCCGGGACAGAUCGCCCUUUACCCGUUGCACACAAUGGACUCGAAAGCCCCUCUCCGCUACCUCGCGGCGGGGCUGCUGCUGACGCUUUGCACCCGGGGGUCCUUGGGCGUCCCCACUUUCAGGAAAGAGAGGGGAGUUCAUCCGGAGCCCGAGCUCAGCGAUCGGCAGCACGAAGACAACCAGAGCUUCCAGUAUGACCACGAGGCCUUCCUGGGCAAAGAAGAAGCCAAAACUUUCGACCAGCUCACCCCAGAGGAGAGCAAAGAAAGGCUGGGGAAAAUUGUUAAUCGAAUUGAUGAUAACAAAGAUGGCUUCGUCACCACAGAGGAACUAAAAAACUGGAUUAAGCGAGUGCAGAAACGCUACAUCUUUGAAAACGUGGCAAAAGUCUGGAAGGAUUAUGACCUCAACAAAGACAACAAAAUUUCUUGGGAAGAAUACAAACAAGCCACAUAUGGCUAUUACCUUGAAAACCCAGCUGAGUUUGAAGAUGCAACAGAGCAGCACAAUUUCAAAAAAAUGAUGCCCAGGGAUGAAAGAAGAUUCAAAAGAGCUGACCUGGAUGGUGAUUCCGAAGUCACUCGUGAGGAGUUCACAGCUUUCCUUCACCCAGAGGAAUUUGAGCAUAUGAAAGACAUUGUUGUUCUAGAAACCCUGGAGGACAUAGACAAAAAUGAGGAUGGAUUUGUGGAUCAAGAUGAAUACAUUGCUGAUAUGUUUGCGCAUGAAGAUGGUGGUCCAGAACCUGACUGGGUAAUAACUGAACGGGAGCAGUUUGCAGAUUUUCGGGAUCUCAACAAGGAUGGGAAGAUGGAUAAAGAGGAGAUACGACACUGGAUUCUCCCACAAGACUAUGAUCAUGCACAAGCCGAAGCCAGACACUUAGUAUAUGAGUCGGAUGUUGACAAGGACCACAAGUUAACCAAAGAAGAGAUUCUGGACAACUGGAAUAUGUUUGUUGGAAGCCAAGCAACAAAUUAUGGAGAAGACCUCACAAAAAACCAUGAUGAGCUAUGAUGUUUUUUGAAAAGCAAAUACACUAGAGACUUGUUUUCCUGUAUAUAACCAAAGCAAUAGUGGCUAUUUUAGCAGAUUAUAUUUUUAAUAAAGAUAUUUUUUAGCAUUGUAGAAUAUAUAAUAGGUUUACCACUUUUUUAAUUGCACAUUUUUAUUAUACAUUUCAGUAUAAUUUUGUGGAUGCACUUUUCAGUUACAGCUUUUGAUACACUUUCAACUCAGCCAUAGAUACUCAGACUUGGAAUUCUCACUGACAUUGGUGAGACUUAGCUUGUAAAAUGUAGUAUAUAAGAGGAGUAGCCUCAUAGAAUACCCUUGUAUGUUGUUGACCUAUACUGUAUCACACUGCAAGUGUGUGUGGUGGGUUGCAAUUGGUUCAGUGCUUCCUUAUAACACAUUCAAUAAUGUCAGGCUGCAAUUCUGUACACAUCUAGCUGGGAGUAACUCCUGUUAAACUAAGUGGGACUUCUGAGUAGGCACAUGAGGAUUGCACAAUAGGUAGGGGUCUUCCUGACAUGCUGGUUUCCUUUAGUAGAGACUUUUUCAGAAGAAGAACUGUAUUGAAUCAGGCCAUCUGUUCCAGCAUCCUGUUCUUGCAGAGGCCAACCUAUGGGAAACAUUGAAGCAGGACCUAAACUCAACAGCACUUUCCUCCCUUGGGAUUUCCAUGGGUACAGAGUUUGGGCUUCCCAUCUACUUCCAUGGCAGUGAUGGCUUUCACAUUCCCUUGCAGGGGAGAAGCCCUGGGUGGAGGGAACUAUAUGAAUGGUUGGAAGCUCCUGCCUUGGUUUAAAUCCAUUGUCCUAAAUUAGAACCAAUAAAUCUCUCAUUGGCAUUUGAAAGACAUGGUGCGAUGUUUCUGUUCAAGCAGCAGAGCUGCUGCUUUCUACACUUUCCCUAUGUUUGGUAGAGUGAUCCACUUCAUAUUUAUAAAGUGGGUUUUGCCGAAUAUUAUGGGUGGAUAGCAGUCAUUUCACAGUGGAAAUGAAGACACACCACAUUUCCAAACUGGACCUCUUGUGAGCAUUCAAGAGCCUUUGAACUUUGUUUUGAAUCUCCAGAAAGGCUAUACAGUGGUAGCUCGGUUUAAGUACACAAUUGGUUCCGGAAGUCCCCGGAAGUCCGUACUUAACCUGAAGCGUACUUAACCUGAAGCGAACUUUCCCAUUGAAAGUAAUGGAAAGUGAAUUAAUCCGUUCCAGACAGGUCCGCGGAGUACUUAAACUGAAAGUACUCAAACCGAAGCAUACUUAAACCGAGGUAUGACUGUACAGCACAAUAUUCUGAAUUUGGUGUGUGUGUGUAUAUAUAUAUACAUAGAUAUGCAUUGCCACUUUAAGGAGGUUUUAUGCUAUCAGCUAAUAAAAGCUUUUAAUUUAGGGGCUUAGAGAGGAGCUGUAUUUCAGAAUGCAUAUGAGCUGUUGCAUAUGAUACAUUUUUGUCUGUAUUGACUUGAAGAUACGAACAAUAAAAAAAAUAUUACAUCUUCUGGAUAAUUUAAAGGUCUUAAAGUGGGAAUGAAGAAGGGUUUCAUACAAAAUCUUAAAAUGCUAGUUUGCUCAUGUCCUGAUGGAAUUUUCCUGCCUGUGAUAUCAAGUGGGCAGGAAACAUACAGCAUAAGAAUGUUAACAUGCAAUGUAAUUUAUAUAUCAAGGGGCAGAGUUUAUCCCUUGCUCAUCCCUGAUAGCUGUUUACUGCUGCUGUAUAAGAGUAAUACUUUUUCCCAUUUAUUUCCCCCAACCCCCAUCUGCAAACUCGAUGAAGAGUGCCUCUUUCAAAAUGGCACAAAGCUGCAUUUUGUGACAUGCAUUGUUAGUGACAUGAAGGUGAGAAGUGGAAUCGCUGCAAACACCACUGCUCCUUUCCUGGGCAAUGGGUACAAUAAGGGGAUGCACUCUGGAAGUCAGACAGCUGAAGAUUACUAGCUAUGCAAACCAAUAAAUGGUUACCAAGCCCAACUAGUUUGUGGAAUCUUGCUGGGGAUCCUCAAUUGGCUGUAGCUCCCUGAUGUAGGUCCCAUAUAUAUUUGGAGAUGCGCAAAGCAACUGUAUAGAAAGAGGGUUUUUAGAGAGG
Molecule: messenger RNA, 3362 nt
Organism: Zootoca vivipara (common lizard)
Lineage: Eukaryota; Metazoa; Chordata; Lepidosauria; Squamata; Lacertidae
Gene: RCN1
Product: reticulocalbin 1
Cellular component (GO): endoplasmic reticulum
Molecular function (GO): calcium ion binding
Source: RefSeq, a predicted model, not a curated record